Molecule: messenger RNA, 1236 nt
Organism: Serpula lacrymans var. lacrymans S7.9
Lineage: Eukaryota; Fungi; Basidiomycota; Agaricomycetes; Boletales; Serpulaceae
Exons: 7
Coding region: 1-1236 (411 amino acids)
Source: RefSeq, a predicted model, not a curated record
AUGUUGAGAGUUACUUGGAAGACGCACACCUGCAGCACCUGGAGUGCCCAAAUAUUGCUGAAUCUUUCUUCCAACGCUGCAGCUUUUGCUAGGGCAGCAAACUUGUUUCAUUCUUUGCAACACCAGCCUUCAGAAAUGGUGUCCCAUCAGUUUGCUUGGUUCCAAUUGCUCGUAACAGUGAUAACAGAAUUAAGCGCACACAACAAGAACAUGCCACUAGCCCGUAUUGAGCGUUGUCACAGUGAUGGUGUCCCCUCUGCACUACACCCUACCAAAGAAGUAGCUCAAGCUCAGACCACACAAUCUGGUGUUAUGCCUGUUGUGAAUCAACUUACAGUGAAUUCCAAAAUGGAUCAUUGUCAGCACCCAACAUGGGUAGCUAUUGCCAACACAGCAGCAGCAUUUUUUGCACCUAACACCCAGGGCCUUGUCCCAGGUCAAACUGUGACAGGAAAGGAGUUGACUUUCAAGAAUGUCAAAUAUUUGGAACUCCACAGUAUUUUAGAAAAGAAAGGAUACACUUCCAAUCAGAUUUUGAUUAUAUUUGGUCCACCCUCUCCUAUACACAAGACACCCACUAAAAAUCUGCACAACUGUUUUCUAAAAGCCAUGGGGGUGCAGGACGCAAGUGCGGGAACAGAUAACAUAUCCAACCCUAUGUCCGUGUGGGAUGUAAGCACGGCUGAAAGCUUCAAGAUACAGAGCAACAAGACCAGUAACAACAGGCCAAAGGGCAAAUAUGUACCGGAUAUUGGUAUUGAACACCCUCAGAUUGGCCUUAUAUUCCCAGUAGAGACCUGCUUUACCCAGACCUUAAACAGUGCCCAAGCCCGCAUUGCAAAUUAUACUUGCUCUGAUCCAUUACUUGGGUACAACUACAAGUGGGUGGGCCACUUCAUGUGUAAUAUCAAAGUCUACGUUAAAGAUUGGAAAAUGACAGCAGGUCAGCUGUUACCACAGGAGAGAAACUUAGCGGCUGUGAACGAGGCAUUGCAGGAGGCUUGGCAUGCUAUGGUAGACAAGGUCUACCCUGGGUUGGUUUUGUUUGAAGCUCUCAAGAAGGGUGUCAUUAUAAACACCUAUCUUUGCUAUACGACUUGGUAUACUGAGCACAAGAGAAGCAGAAACAAGGGUGAUAAUACUGAAAGCGGUGGCCUGGGAACUGAUGCAGCAGGCAAUAGUAGCAGGGACAAUGUGAAUGAUGGUGGUCAAUCUGUCCACAAACACCACGGUUAG